AUGGAAACAAUAGCGGAGCAGAGCGGCAUUUUUCCAAAACUGAACGUUGAAGAAGAACCAGAACUGAGUGCCACAGAAGUUGAAUCCAUGUGUAUGAGCUGCCAAGAAAAUGGUAUCACUCGAUUGUUGCUUACUCAAAUACCGUUCUACAAAGAGGUAGUUAUUAUGUCGUUUUCCUGUGAACAUUGUGGCUACGAGAACAAUGAAAUUCAGCCGGGUGGUGAGAUAGCACCGAAGGGUGUCGAAAUUCGUACUUCGAUUGUGACGGCUCGUGAUCUGAAUAGGCGCGUAGUGAAGUCAGAUUUCUCCAGCAUUCGUAUAGAAGAGCUUGAUUUCGAAAUCCCGGCCCAAUCGCAGAAGGGUGAGGUGACCACAGUGGAAGGUAUCAUCGAUCGCGUCAUACGUGGCUUGGAUCAGGAUCAACCCGUUCGUCGGAUACAGCAUCCGGAAGCGGCGGAGCAGAUCGAUACCUUUAUAACAAAUUUGCAGACAUUAAAAGAAUUGGAACGAUCCUUCACACUGACGAUAACGGACAUUUCGGGAAAUAGUUUUGUCGAGAAUCUAAACGCACCGCACAAGGAUCCAGCUACUACGAUAUCGCACUUUCAGCGAACGAAGGAGCAAAAUCAUUUACUGGGUAUUUUUACGCACGAUGAAGUUUCAGAGGAACCAAAAAAUGCGGUAGAAGAGACUAUUAAGCUUGAAACUGUACCAGAAGAGGUGGACAGUCUACUAAAACCGAUUCGCGAAGGUGCCUGGCCGCUGGAAGAGCUUCAGGGAGAGGUGUUGCAGUUCCAGACCAACUGUCCAGAAUGUACUGCUGCGUGUGACACCAACAUGAAAGUUACCACAAUUCCACAUUUUAAGGAAGUAGUGAUUAUGGCUACGGUUUGCGAUAAUUGUGGUCUGCGUACGAACGAAGUCAAACCGGGUGGUGGCAUCGAGGAGCAGGGAGUAAAAAUAGAAGUAACCGUACGGGGUAGGAUCGAUUUUGCGCGGGACGUAUUGAAAUCGGAAUCCUGCAGUUUGCAUAUUCGUGAGCUGGAAUGCGAGGUCGGGGCCGGUGCCCUUGGGGGUAGGUUUACCACGAUCGAAGGCUUGCUGACAGCCAUGCGUGAGCAGUUGGUAGAAAGUACGGGCAUGUUUAUGGAUUCCAAUGAUGUGGAAACAAAGGAUCGAAUGGACAAAUUUUUCGGUCAACUAGACGCUGCAAUCGCAGGCAGUAAACAGCUAACGAUAGUGAUGGAUGAUCCAACGGGUAACAGCUAUGUACAGUCGCUGAAUGAUGACGGUACACCCGAUACGGCUUUGAGGAUAAUUCGUUACCAUCGAUCGUACGAACAGAACGAGGAAUUGGGUUUGAACGACAUGAAAACGGAAAACUAUUCCGAAGAGUCGAAUGAUAAUGCGGAAAAGGGUGAUUGUUGA
Messenger RNA from Anopheles marshallii, 1428 nucleotides. It is a transcript of the gene Zpr1, whose product is annotated as zinc finger protein ZPR1. The transcript has 2 exons. The coding region runs from base 1 to 1428 and encodes 475 amino acids. Gene Ontology annotation, molecular function: zinc ion binding. Lineage: Eukaryota; Metazoa; Arthropoda; Insecta; Diptera; Culicidae. The record is from RefSeq and is a predicted model, not a curated record. Gene Ontology annotation, cellular component: nucleus; cytoplasm.